AUGUCUGAAGCACUCGCCCCAGCCCAGGCGCUCUACAUCGGCAUGGAAGUGGUGAUUGCCGUCUUCUCCGUCCUGGGUAAUGUGAUGGUGGUCUGGGCGGUGAAAAUUAACAAGUCGUUGAGAGACACAACAUUCUGUUUCAUCGUUUCUCUGGCCCUGGCGGAUAUCGCAGUGGGAGCCCUCGUCAUCCCCUUGGCGAUAACUAUCAGCAUCGGACUCCAAACUCACUUCUACAGCUGCCUGAUGGUCGCGUGCACGGUGCUGGUACUGACGCAAAGUUCCAUCCUGGCCCUCUUGGCCAUCGCGAUUGACCGCUAUCUCAGGGUCAAGAUUCCAACCAGCUAUAAGCGUGUGGUGACAAAGCAGCGAGCGGCCGUGGCGGUGGUGGUGUGUUGGACUGUGGCCUUCAUCGUGGGCUUGACCCCCAUGCUGGGCUGGAACAACCUCUGGAGGCUACAGCAGAACGGUUCCUUGAACGAGGAUCUUAUCAUCACUUGUCAGUUUGAGAACGUAAUCAGCAUGGACUAUAUGGUCUACUUCAACUUCUUCGGCUGGGUGCUGCCUCCUUUACUCCUCAUGCUGGUCAUCUACACAGAGAUCUUCUACAUGAUCCACAAGCAACUCAACAAGAAGGCUUGCACCACCAACCACACCGAUCCCAACAAGUACUACAACAAGGAACUUAAACUGGCCAAGUCGCUGGCCCUGGUCCUCUUCCUGUUCGCCAUCAGCUGGCUUCCCCUCCACAUCAUCAACUGCAUCACGUUGUUCUGUCCGACCUGCGACAAACCCCUAUUCCUGAUCUACAUCGCUAUAUUACUCACGCACGGCAACUCAGCCGUCAACCCCAUCGUCUACGCCUUCCGCAUCAAGAAGUUCCGAGACGCUUUCCUGAAGAUCUGGAAGCAGUACUUCUGUUGUAAGGACGUACCCGCCAUUUUGAACCAGCCUAGUGAGAAGGAUAGGAAAGAGAACCAGAAUGGAAACGGGAACGGGAAUCCUAAUCCGAACAGAGACUCACAGCCAGCUCUAUCGCCACCACAAGAAGGGCAGCAGCCUUCACUAGAGCAGAUGCAGGAGGCCAAGCCCCAAUGGCCACAGUCUCACAAUGAUGACCCAACACAGCAGGAACCCCCAAUGGAGCUCAACAAUAUCUAA
Molecule: messenger RNA, 1158 nt
Organism: Salvelinus namaycush (lake trout)
Lineage: Eukaryota; Metazoa; Chordata; Actinopteri; Salmoniformes; Salmonidae
Product: adenosine receptor A1-like
Exons: 5
Coding region: 1-1158 (385 amino acids)
Biological process (GO): G protein-coupled adenosine receptor signaling pathway
Cellular component (GO): dendrite; synapse; membrane
Molecular function (GO): G protein-coupled adenosine receptor activity
Source: RefSeq, a predicted model, not a curated record